Messenger RNA from Ascochyta rabiei, 1950 nucleotides. Its product is annotated as Sterol O-acyltransferase. Gene Ontology annotation, biological process: ergosterol metabolic process. The record is from RefSeq and is a predicted model, not a curated record. The coding region runs from base 1 to 1950 and encodes 649 amino acids. The transcript has 2 exons. Gene Ontology annotation, cellular component: endoplasmic reticulum membrane. Gene Ontology annotation, molecular function: ergosterol O-acyltransferase activity. Lineage: Eukaryota; Fungi; Ascomycota; Dothideomycetes; Pleosporales; Didymellaceae.
AUGACUACGAACGACACGGAAUGCAGACAAUCGAUCAUACCGCACGCGCUCGACGAUCUCUCGAAUACACAACGACUAGAGAGAGAAGAUUCAUGGACACCAGAUGACUCUUCAGAUAUAUCGGACAUUGACGGCGCCACCCAACUGCGAGCCACAACAGGAACCGAUACCGCCGGCAACAGGAGUGGGAACACGACUGCAAUACCCUCUGACGGCAGCGAGGAUGGGACGUAUGAUGACAGGGACCAGGACAAAUACAAGAAGAAAGAGAGCAUCCAGGUCUUGAUUGACAGCCCGGGCAAAAAGACCCAGCACAGACUCACAGCAGAGGAUUUUCGAGAAAUUGUGCGGUCUGGCAUGCAGAAGGAGGUAGAGAAGCUCAGCGGAAAGUCCAAGGCCAGACUCCGGGACUUGGUUUUUACCCGUCAAUUCACGACCUUUGACCGCCAGAACCCCAGCGCAUCGCAAUCGCCCUUCCACGGGUUCUUCACUCUGUUCUGGAUUGCCAUGGCACUGCUGCUCACUCGGAUCGCAGCUUGGAACUACAAGGAGCAAGGAUCGGUGUUUGGCAACGCAGAGAUACUACACUUGAUGGUAGAUCGGGAUCUAUUUGUACUCUUGGCAACAGAUGCAACAAUGUGCGCUGCCACCAGCUUUGGUUUCUUCCUACACAAGGCCAUCGCUGCGAAUUACCUCUCAUGGAGUGGUUCUGGCUGGAUAAUACAGAGUGUGUGGCAGGCAUUCUUCACCGGCUUCGUUAUCUUCUGGACCUUCUGGCGAGAGUGGCCUUGGACACAUACCGUCUUCAUCGUCCUGCAUGUCUUUGUGCUGCUUAUGAAGCAACAUGCGUAUUCCUUCUACAAUGGUUAUCUCUCCCGUGUAUAUUGUAGGCGUAAUCUGCUCGAUCAGAAGAUUCGCCAGCUCGACGAUCUGGACGCUCACCAAGGCCCCUCGCCUACAUCGCCUAGUACAGAGACGUUGGCAGCAACCGGUAUCGACCAUAAUGAUAACAACGAUAUGUCAUGUCGCAAAAGCCGCGGACCAAAAUUUUCGACUGAUUUCUCGACAGAAGAGUCCCAAAUCGCAUCCAUUGGACAAGCAAUCGAAACCAGCGAACCUCUCGAUGCCGAACAGAUCUCCACUUUCCGUCGUAUCCUCACGACUGAAGUGACUGUUCUUGACGAAGAGCUUCGCGGCAAAUGCACGACGACUGACAACAUGUACCCCAACAACCUUACUUCAUACAACUUCAUCGAAUGGACGUGUCUGCCCACACUAGUCUACGAUCUUGAGUACCCUCGCCAGGAGCGCAUCAACUGGUGGUACGUGGCCGAGAAAACAGCCGCUACGCUGGGAGUCAUCUGGAUCAUGAUCGUCAUCUCACAAGCCUACAUCUACCCCGUUGUAGUUGAGACCACACGACAGAAAGAGGCAGGCAUGUCGCUCGACGAGCGCUGGAAAGAAUUUCCUUGGGUCGUAAGCGACAUGCUGUUCCCCAUGCUGCUUGAACAACUCCUCUCGUGGUACGUCAUCUGGGAGUGCCUCCUCAACGUGCUGGCCGAAAUCACGCGCUUUGCCGACCGUGGCUUCUACGGCGCUUGGUGGAAUAGCGUGAGUUUUGAUCAAUAUGCACGCGACUGGAAUCGGCCAGUUCACAACUUCUUGCUGCGCCAUGUCUACCAUUCAUCCAUCUCCUUCUUCCAUCUCUCUAAGAUGCAAGCCACUUUUUUCACUUUCCUGCUUAGCGCUGUUGUGCAUGAGAUACUCAUGUUCUGCAUCUUCCACAAGGUCAGAGGAUACCUUUUUACAUUCCAGUUGACGCAGCUUCCGCUCGCGGCGUUCAUGAAGACUCGGUGGAUGAAAGGGAGGCAUACUCUGGGCAACGUGAUCUUCUGGUUUGGACUGUUCAUCGGGCCCAGCGUAAUCACAAGCCUGUACUUGAUUGUUUGA